AUGUCCGUUACCCAUCAACCCCCCAAGCGUUACAAGUGCAAAGUGGCUGAACCUCGCCCAAUCCCAGUGCCUAACAAUGAGCAGCUGGAAGAGCUGACCCGGCUGCGUAUUCGAGCCACUCAGCGUGGCCAGCGCAGUGAAUGGAUUGAUGAGACAUUCGCUGGUGCAAUCAACCAUGUCGAAGCGGCCAUGGCGGGCAUUGAAACCUGCUACCAGAUGCUAGUGGGAACUAAGGAUAGACUUAUCCGUUUACGUCGCCAACUCCUUCGUCAAUUGGCCAGUGAAGAAGAGGAGGAUGAACGCUUGGAACGCGAAUUGUGGGAAAAUGUUUGUUAG
Molecule: messenger RNA, 336 nt
Organism: Penicillium samsonianum
Lineage: Eukaryota; Fungi; Ascomycota; Eurotiomycetes; Eurotiales; Aspergillaceae
Exons: 2
Coding region: 1-336 (111 amino acids)
Source: RefSeq, a predicted model, not a curated record